CAAAAAUCCAAUUCAAUCUUUCAUUUCAACGCACGGUUACUCUUCGAUAUGUAUUUUGUCAUGGCCCUUUUUACCACUUUUGUAAAUUCAACAUUUUUAUGAUAUUUAUAUUCUUCGUAAGCUUGGUAGUGUAAUUUAACUUUAAUCUAUCUUUUUGUUUUUUUUUAAAAAUGGCAAAUCAAUCUCAAAAAACUGUUUAUAAAAUUGUUCUUACGGGAGGUCCCUGUGGUGGCAAAACAACUGGACAGUCUCGUCUUAGCACAUUCUUUGAGAAUUUGGGAUGGAAGGUGUUCCGGGUGCCGGAAACGGCUACCGUGCUCCUAAGUGGUGGUGUGAAGUUUGCAGAUCUCAGCCCAGAUGAAGCUAUUAAAUUUCAAGAGAACCUCUUGAAGACUAUGAUACAGAUUGAGAACACAUUCUUCGAACUGGGUAGGACUUGUCAAAGGAACUGUCUCAUAAUAUGUGACCGUGGAGCGAUGGACGCCAGUGCAUUUAUAUCAAAGGAGAAGUGGGAAACAAUGAUGGCGGCAAACAAUUGGAACAGCGUGGAACUUCGUGACAACAGAUAUAACCAUAUUGUUCAUAUGGUGUCAGCAGCCAACGGCGCUGAAGACUUCUAUUCCACUGAAGAUCACGCAUGCCGUUCAGAAGGUGUUGAAUUAGCCCGGGAGUUAGACUACAACGCGGCCGCGGCAUGGAUCGGCCACCCCUACUUCGACGUAAUCGAUAACUCCACAGAUUUUGAUAAGAAAAUGAACCGACUCAUUGCCUGCGUUUGCCAGAAAAUCGGUAUUGACACCGGUGACAGGCUCAACGUGAACUCGAAGAAACGCAAGUUCCUUGUCAAAUCGCCCAUCCCUGUUGACACGGAGUUCCCGCCAUUUCAAGACUUCGACGUCGUACACAAUUACUUGCAGAGCGAUUUGCGUAAAGCCCAAGUCAGGCUCCGCAAACGCGGGCAGAAAGGCCACUGGUCAUACAUUCAUACUUUAAGAAAAUUCCAUCCCACGAACGGCCAGUCAGUCGAAGUAAGAACACAAUUGACACAUCGAGAUUAUCUCAAUAUGCUGCCGCAGCGUGACGACGCACACUUCACAAUAUUCAAGAAGCGGCGUUGUUUUAUCUACAACAACCAGUACUACCAGUUGGAUAUAUAUAGGCAACCCACACAUCCUAGGUGCCGAGGUCUGGUAUUGCUGGAAACGUACAGCGCCACGUACGAUCAGGAUACCCUGAUUCAGUCUUUGCCAAAAUUCCUGACGAUUGAGAAAGAAGUCACAGGUGAUCCAGCCUAUUCUAUGUACAACUUGUCCUUGAAAGAAGAUUGGAAGACGUCAAAAAAGUAUUAUGCCGGCACCGACAGUAACGGGCGUUCUAAGUGGUCGAUGAAUGGGCAUAGUGAUAGUAAACCUGAUCACCGCUGUAAGGUGAAUGGCGUCUCGGGCGAGAAAGUGAACGGACAUUCGGAAAAAGUCAACGGAUACGGGUCAAGAAAAACCGGGGGUUAUCCUAAUGUCAACGGACACCGCGACACGAACGGCCACGGGCACGUUAACGGUGCUAACAUCACCAAUGGCAAGCCACAUGGGGUGGAGCUACAAAACUUCCAAAGUAACCACAGAAUAGAAGAUCUCGGAACACCAAAGAUAGCCAAGGUUGCUGUUAAGACAUAAAAAACAACUGAUUGGUACUAUUUAGAUAUAAAUAUUCCACUUGUAAUAUCAAUAAUGUUCACAUUUCUAUGCUCAUAUUAAUAUUAAAAAUUAAAAUGAAUAAACAGACUAUGUCAUAGGAUUGUGCUUCGUAACACUCGAUCUCUGCCUGUCCAGAUGAAUUAUACAAUAUAUUGUAUUUAUUAUAUUCACAUCAUUGUAAAAUUGCAAAUGAUAUAUAUUUUUAUAGCAAUUGUGACAUAAUAAUAUAUAGAACAUAUUAAUGGACUAAUUUAUUAUGACUUACAUUAAUAUUUAUUGGACUAACAAAAUAUUACAAAAAUGUAUAAAAUAGUUAAAUAUUGUUUGUGCCUUCACACAGUAAUGUAUGUUUGAAAACUGAAUUAUUAUAUAUUCAGUACAUGUAACACUUUACACCAAGGGUUAGUACUUAAUAAAAUUGGAAUACUUAAUGGAAUUUACAUUUACAGUAUGUUCUGUAUAAACAUAAUUUUAUCAUAUAAUAAUGAGGAUGCACUUUCAAGAUUUAUUAAACACAAAUGAAUUGGAUAUUUAUACAUUAAAUUAUUUGAUGUUAUUUUUAUAUAAACUGCAUUGUUUGUGACGUUCAACUUCAAAGUUAUCAUUUAGAUAACGACAUAUUUUAACCGUGACUAUAUUGUUUUCACUAACAAAACCGUAAUUUACCUGUAAGAUAGGAAAAUACACCACUAUAAAUUCUUUAAAAAAGUAGUGGAGUGGUGGUUUUAAAAUAAAAUGUUCUUGAUGUCGUGUCACGUGUCGCCGUAGAAUUUAAUUAAUUUUAGGGUCCUAUUGUAAACAAGUCUUGUAAGCUUGAGCAAUGGUUGCCCUAUUUAUUUACAGUACAUUUUAGUGGCCUUUUAGUGUCGAAUUUUGUGUGCUAAGAAAUAUAUUUUUGAUUAAAAAUAUAGAAUUUAAUGUGCACAUUGAUGUUGUUGCAAUAUUCAUAAUUUGUUGUGUUAAAAGUAAAUUUUAUUGUACUUAUGUGAAUUACAUAUGUUUAUGUAAAAAUGUACUUUGCAAAGUAUUCAAACAUUGCUAGCUAAUGACACUUAACGGAAGCUAAUUCUGUACAUAUUAUUUGCUUUUGGCAAAAGUCCACGGUAACAUUAUUUAUGGCUGUGUACUAUUAACUGAGCUAUUAAGAACUAUUUAUCUAUCACCUAAGCAUAUUGUAACACUGAAAAUGCCAAAUUACUAUUUUUAAGGCUAAUUGCACCGAAAAGACAAGAGAUAUUUUUUUAAAUAAGUAAUAUCGUUUUAUUUUUCAUCAGGCAUCAAAUAACAGAUGCUCUAAUUGUAAACCACGUGAUAUUUAUUUUUUUCUGGUAACUUGUGAAAUAUUUAAACUUCUAAGUACCUAAUAUGUAGGCGCUUAUUGGAAAUGUAUGUAAAAAUUUGGAAGUACCUAAGUGUCUCUCGGCAUUCUUUCUAAUAAAGAAAAAUGCAUCAACAGAA
Achroia grisella is the source of this 3152-nucleotide messenger RNA. Its product is annotated as TRPL translocation defect protein 14-like. The record is from RefSeq and is a predicted model, not a curated record. Bases 171 to 1673 code for a protein of 500 amino acids. NCBI's taxonomy places the organism in Eukaryota, Metazoa, Arthropoda, Insecta, Lepidoptera, Pyralidae. The transcript has 9 exons. Gene Ontology annotation, molecular function: GTP binding; phosphatidic acid binding; phosphatidylinositol binding. Gene Ontology annotation, biological process: photoreceptor cell maintenance.